AUGGGAGCCAUCAACAUUCGCGACGUCGCGCAGUGGGCGAGCCUGCUGCGCGCAGAGCCCCGGCGGCCGGUCCUCGUCCAUCUCAACGGCGACACGACCUGGCUGCUGCAGCUUCCCUACCCGGCGGCAGCAGCAGCACAGGAACCGCAUCGCACCCAUUUCAACCUCCUCGUCGAUCCGUGGCUGCAGGGCCCCCAGAGCGACGUCGCGUCGUGGUUCAGCACCCAGUACCACGUCGUGGCGCCGGCGGUGCCCGAGCUCGGGGCGCUGCAGGAUGCGCUGCGCGAGCUCGAGCCGGCAGGCGCGGGAGACGGCAACGGGUCGCGGAUCGACGCCGUCGCGAUAUCCCACGAGUUUACGGACCACUGCCACAAGGCCACGCUGAAGCAGCUUCCCCGGAGCACGCCCAUCUACGCGGCCGACGUGGCGGCCGACCUCAUCCGCCGCUGGGGCUUCUUCGACGCCGACGCCGUCGUCACCGCUCCGGGGCUCGCCGAGGGCACGCCCUGGACCUCGCUCGCCCACGCCGGGCUGCCCCCGUGGCUGCGCGUCGGCCGCCUCGUCACGCCGGGCAACUCGCUGUACUACCACUCGGCCCUCGUCAUCGCCUUUGACGCGGCACCCGGCGAGGCAGAGGCCGUCAUCUACUCGCCGCACGGCAUCUCCGCGCAGGACGUGGCCGCCGUGCUGCCGUCGUGCGGGCUCGCGACGACGCUCGCCAUGCUGCACGGCCUGCACGACGUGCGGCUCUUCCCCGUCAAGCAGCUCAACCUCGGCGCGCUCAACGCCGUCGAGGCGGUGCGCGCGGCGGGCGCGCGCUACUGGAUCGGCACGCACGACGAGGAGAAGACGGGCAAGGGCCUGAUUGCGCCGCUGCUGCGGCGGACGAGGUACACGCUGCGGCAGGCGGUGGCGCAUGACGAGAAGCAGAGGACAAGUGCAGCAGGGGACAAGGCGUAUGAGUUUAAGGAGCUGGCGUCUGGAGAGGCGCUGCUCUUGAAAUAA
This is a messenger RNA of Akanthomyces muscarius, 1005 nucleotides long. RefSeq lists its product as uncharacterized. The transcript has a single exon. Lineage: Eukaryota; Fungi; Ascomycota; Sordariomycetes; Hypocreales; Cordycipitaceae. Bases 1 to 1005 code for a protein of 334 amino acids. The record is from RefSeq and is a predicted model, not a curated record.